Molecule: messenger RNA, 948 nt
Organism: Anisakis simplex (herring worm)
Lineage: Eukaryota; Metazoa; Nematoda; Chromadorea; Rhabditida; Anisakidae
Source: the annotation of a GenBank genome assembly
CAUUCCAGUGCGUUACUUCAUUCAAAAAAGGUACGAAUAUUUAUUAAGCAAAAUUUUUGGCCAUUAAAUGUUCGUAUCAUAAUGACACUCAUUUUCGCAUCAUUAUCGUCGAUCGGUAUUAUUGGCAAUAUAUUAGUGAUAACCGUUGUUUAUAAAGUUAAAGGAAUGAUAACGCCAACGAAUUGUUAUCUGGUGUCGUUAGCAGCAAGCGAUUGCUUAUUUUUCAUAGCCACUGCACCAACUGAACUAAGCUAUCUACAUUUGGAAGAGACAGAAUACAUAUUCGGUUAUUUUGGUUGUGCACUCUUUACAUUUUUGCCAUACUUAGCGAUUAAUUCGUCAUCUCUAUCAAUUGUUGCGUUCACUGUUGAACGAUACAUAGGAAUAUGCCAUCCAAUACGAGCGAGAUACAUUUGUACGGUGACAAGAGCAAAAACGAUAAUCAGCGCAAUUUGGCUAUUUUGUAUCAUUUACAAUUCGCCGUGGCUUUAUUUAGCAUCGUUACGAAUUGAUAAUGGUGAAUAUUCAUGCAGUUUUAAAUUGGAAAGAGAUCAUUUCACUUAUAAAGUCAUGUUCCUUGGCGAUCUGUUGGGUUUUUAUGUGAUUCCAAUGCUACUCUAUAUUGUCAUUUACAGUAAGAUUGCUUAUCAUCGUUUUUAUGUUGUCAAAAUGCUUGCAUUGGUGGUCGCUAUAUUUGCGGUCUGCUGGCUACCAUAUCGUGCGAUGGUUACGUACAACUCAUUUGUGCAAGACAAAUGGGAUCCUGAUUGGUAUAUAUUUUUGUCGAAAACAAUGAUAUUCUUCAACUGUGCAAUUAAUCCGAUUUUAUACAAUGUUAUGUCGGCACGAUUUAGAAAUGCUUUUCGAUCUCUUUUAAAAGGCAGGAAGAAAAUCAUUCAUCAAAUUCGACAAAGUGGUUUUUCAUUUUUCUUUGAUUAUUUCACUUAA